AUGGCCGCCAUUCUUGGGGCCAUCUUACUGUCUUUUUUAACCCUUCGCGCCAACGCCGCAGACUGUACGACGGCCACUGUUGGCGCUCCGUACAGUAACUGCUGGGAUAUCUCGGUCGCUGCCCAAAUCAACCUUGACCAGCUCCUGCAGUUUAACCCUGGAUUGGACUGUGGUACCCUUCAGAUUGGUCAAAAGCUGUGCAUCACUGCUGGAGAUCUGCCAACCACGACACCGCAACCCAACCCAGAUGGAUCCUGUCAAACAUACAAGACAGUGGCAGGUGACUACUGCGCACUCAUUGGAACGCAGUUUGGUAUUACUGCUGCCCAGAUCGAGCAAUUUAAUGUCAACACCUACAAAUGGAGAGGUUGCGCUAACUUGCAGCUCGACUAUACUCUCUGCGUUUCGCCUGGUACCCCUCCUCCCAUUCCGGUGAAUCCCAACCUGCAAUGUGGUCCCGAAUCCCCUGGGGCUGCCGAGUGUCCUCUAAAAGCCUGCUGCUCUGCCUUCGGUUUCUGCGGUGUGACGGACGAAUUCUGUGAACCAGCUCCGAAUGGCGAACCAUGUAUCUCAAACUGCGGCAAACCGACACUCCCUUCUUGCGACGGUAGCCAGCUCACCCGAAUGGUUGGCUAUUACGCUGGUUGGGCCGCCACACGAGGAUGCAACCCCGUCGGCGUGCCUCAACUCGUCCUGACUGGAUUUACCCAUGUCAUAUACUCCUUCGCUGAAAUUCGUCCAGACAUGACCAUCGGGUUCGAAAACCCUUCGGACUACCCUCGUUUGCAGGAACUGGUGACUAAGGCUGCGACUACUUCUACAAAGGUCCUCGUCGCCGUCGGCGGUUGGACAUUCUCGCAAGGCGCCACGAAAGAUCGUUUCUCAACGAUGAUUGAAAGCGCCGCUAACCGUGCCGCCUUCACCGCGUCUUGCAACCAGUUCAUCAACCAAUACAACGUUGCUGGCAUCGACAUCGACUUUGAGUAUCCCGCAUCCGUUGAACGUCAGGGGCCGCCGAGCGACACUCCCAAUCUCACCACGUUUUUCAGAGAAUUCCGCGCGGGUCUUGGGUCAUCGCGCACGAUAACUAUCGCGACCCCUGCCGGAUAUUGGUUCUUGAAAGGCUUUGAGAUGGACCAGAUCGCGCCGAACCUCGAUUUCAUCAACAUGAUGAGUUACGACUAUCAUGGGCCAUGGGACGCAACUAUCCCCAGUGAGGACGGAACCGCAAAACCUCAGAGUUCCGUCCUGGACAUGAUUGACAGCACCCUCCUCUAUGUCAAAGCUGGCGUCAACAUGAACAAAGUCAACCUCGGCCUCGCAUGGUACGGAAGGACAUACAAACUUCUCGACCCGACGUGUACGGGCUAUGGUUGUGAUAUGACUGGUGGAGGAAAUGUUGGUCGCUGCACGGGCGAAAGCGGUAUUCUUGCUAAUUUCGAGAUUGACAACAUCAUGCUCGAUGCCGAUAUCCGUCCGGUCCUUGAUAGGGCCUCUCAAACACGCUGGUUUAACUACAACGGCGAUCUUAUCACCUUUGACGAUGAGGGAACCUGGGCUGCCAAGACUCAGUUUGCCAAAGACCGCUGUUUUGGAGGGACCAUGGUUUGGUCCAUCGACCAAGAAAUCCCCAAAUCAAAUGCUCUCCCAGGAACGAAUCUUCCCGUCGUUCUUGCUAGUAUCUCUCUCAACACGAAAUGGGAGGUGCCGAAGGCGGGCACCUGCAGGAGCUACGGCGAACGAGUCUGGUCAUCGCGACUUUGGGACAUUCCUAGUGGAAUGGAUUGGGUUCAAGCUUGUCGGCAGAGUCCGUUGAUUUGGGACAACAAAAACUUCGGUCUUCCCGAUGAAUGUGACGAUCAGGGCUUCCUGGGUGGCGUCAUUGGCAGGUGGUACUAUUCCAGUAACGACGAAUACUGCAGGCCGCACUGGGGUUCCAACGCCGACGACGGAUGCCUCGCUCAUGGUGUACGCAAGUGGUAUAGCCGACUGUGGGACGUCAGCAGCGGUGUCGACUGGAUGACCAUGUGCCGUUCAACACCGAAUGUCGUCAAUGGGAUGACUUACUUAGGGCCCACGUAUUGCGACGAUAAAGCCGUGCUCGGCGCGUGGGGAGUCUGGGAGGUCGAGGAUGAGUCGUGCAUGGGAUCGUGGGGCAAUCUCAAGGACAACGGGUGCGCUGAUACCGUUGGAAAGCGCGAAUGGUCGAGCAAACUGUUCGACGUCGUCGGGUCUUGGGAGUUUGCCUGCGAGAAUCGGGAGACAGUCAUCGAGGACGAAUAUUUCCCGAAGGCCACACGAUGCGAGAAGCACAUCACUGGUGUCUGGGGUAUAUUCGAAACACAAGAUAUUACGUGCGGCGUUCCUCCUUGCCCGAACGACAAGACAUGGGAUUACAGCGUAGGAGCCUGUAUGGACUGCGGUGGGAGCAGUAGGCUCAUGUCUGUGACUCGCGAGGUGUCCCCAGAACGCAAUUCAACCCUUCCUUCAGCUAUCGGACAUUCUAGCUUUUCUCGCGUCAAGACGCACCAGAGGGUUACGUCUAAUUUCACCCUCGUCCCGAGGUCGUCUCUCGAGAAACGCGUGAAAUACUGCGACGCCUUCUGGCUUCCACGCCCUACGCCUAGGUACUUCCCUCAAUUCCCAGACACCUGGACGGAUCCAGCGCGAGCCGAAGGUCCCUCUGCAGCAGAUAUUGCUGCGUCUGCGACAGCACAGCAAGCAUUCCAGGAAGCUUGGAAUGAUUCCUUCCCAACGCCUACUACAGCUCGUGAAGUGGGAGGAUGGAUCUACGCCGACCCGGAGAACCCCAAUCGUAUUUUCAUCCGCCGUGCACCAGCCAAUCGCGCGGGAACCUUCAACCAGAUUCGGGUCCCCCCAGCAGGAACGCGCAUCUCUAUCGACUUGAAUAAUCCCGCCGGUGCCACUGGGAGACCUCCUCCUGCAGGCUGGGUCCUUGUCGCGAACUUCCAUACCCACCCCCCGAGUGAACACUGGGGUGAGAACAGCGAUAAUCCGUCGACGGCUGACCAGCUUAAUGCCUGGGCACGUGGUGUACCCGGAAUCAUUAUUUCCAACAAUGGCCUGCGUGCAUAUGGUCCUUCUCGCCGCUCCCAAAUGAACGCCCCGCCAGGUUAUCCCAUGGGCAAUGAGGAGUACAAUGGCCAGAACUCUGCUGGUACCCGUGUCGGUGGAAACUGGGCCCCGCAACGCGCUCCCAACCAGCAGCGCCCGUAA
Molecule: messenger RNA, 3237 nt
Organism: Cyclocybe aegerita
Lineage: Eukaryota; Fungi; Basidiomycota; Agaricomycetes; Agaricales; Hemipholiotaceae
Source: the annotation of a GenBank genome assembly